This is a messenger RNA of Mizuhopecten yessoensis (Yesso scallop), 583 nucleotides long. Its product is annotated as thyroglobulin-like. Gene Ontology annotation, cellular component: basement membrane. NCBI's taxonomy places the organism in Eukaryota, Metazoa, Mollusca, Bivalvia, Pectinida, Pectinidae. Gene Ontology annotation, biological process: cell-matrix adhesion. The transcript has 4 exons. The record is from RefSeq and is a predicted model, not a curated record. The coding region runs from base 33 to 563 and encodes 176 amino acids.
UAUAGAACGGAUCUUGUCGACAUACAGUUACAAUGAAGGGCAUCAUUAUUGCUUUACUUGUCAUAGCUACGGCCAUCUAUGCUGACGAGACCGAUUCCGGAACCGAUGCCCCAACUGACGUCACCGAUCCUCCGGAGCCCGUGGAGGCUACACAAGCUUGUCAACGUGAGUAUGACUACAUCGAGGAACUUGAGAACCAGGUAUGGGAGGAAACGGGCGUCCGACCGUCCGCCACAACCAAACCUCAAUGUCUGGAGGACGGCACCUACGCCCCUCGGCAGUGUAUGUACGGCCACUGUCGAUGUGUCGCCGCUGAUGGAACUAUCCUGACAAAGCAAGACUUCUCAGAAGCUGAAGGUGUAGACACCGACUGUUCCUGUGCACGUGCACAACAUGAGUAUUCUGGGAGAAAUAUACGAGGGAAGUUGUUCCGCUGUACUGCGAUUGGUAGCUAUGAUCCCAUCCAAUGUACAGGGAGUGUUUGUUUCUGUGCUGAUGUGAGAGGUCAACAACUGGGAGAGGAGACCGUCAACAUUGGACUAAUUGAAACGCUUAACUGUUGACGACAGUACACAAUAAAAUC